GAACAGUUCUAACCGUUUAAAACUAAACAAGAAACAAGUGUUUUGAACAGUUUUGAAAAUCCUACAAACUACUAUGGGUGAUUCUGACAAAAUUAAAUUACCAAAUGUUGAUGAGCCCAAUCAGACGAUGACAAAUAAGUCUAUCGCCGAUGAUUCCGAAGCCGAAGACAAUUCAGAGGAUGACGGGAAUCUAGAAAUAGUUGUAGAAAGCCCCAUUCGUAAACGUAAAGCCCCAAAACCCACCGAAGCAGAAAGGAGUGUUAUCGGUAGCUAUGAAGAUGAUCUCGAACAGAAGCUUGGUGAAAAAGCAGCCAAGAUGAAUUUUAACGUUAUGCACGUCAAGAAGUUGAUCAGGCAGGUAGUGACCAAUGAAGAAGUGUUGGCCAUGGUUAGGAAUGCGGAGAACCCCAGUGAAGUAGAGCUGGUACCCUCCUAUGAACCAAAGCUCACCAGAGCUAAAGCAAAAGAAUUAUCAACCUCACCACCUGUGCCUAUUACAUGGAUCACACCUGAGCCCCCUGCUGUUGUUCAAGUUCUUGUCAAUGAAGAACUCCCUGAAGAUGAUUCUUCUGAAGAUGAAUAUGUUCCAGGGGAUGUAGUGAAAGCCUUAGAGGGAGAAGAAAUGGAAGAGCAGAGUGGUGGUGAAGAAGAUCAUGACAGUUCAAUCUUCAGUGACCCCCCCUCUGUUGAACCACCUACUCCACCUAUGCUGACUCUCAAUUCAGAUAGCCCUAGAACUGAGUGGACAGAUGAUGGGGUUUUCAAAAUACCCUGGACCAAACCUGAGAAAGUGACCACUGAUGAUGCAACCAUUGCUCUUAGAACAAGGUCAAAAUUGUGCUUGACUUCAACACCACUUGAAGCCAUUGAGGAAGCUUUUGUGCCCCCAGAUAUACCUCCACCUGCAGAUACAGACAUGGAUAUAUGUGACAUGGAAUGUGAUAAUGAGGAUUGGAUGGACUUUCUGAAAAAAUUUACUCUUCCCUUAGAUGAGGUUGCUAAACCUACAGAAGAUGAAGAGCAAGAUCCAGAAUACAAUGUGUUAGCUGAUGAAGAAAUUGAUAAGGUUGAUAAAGAGGAGCUAAGAGUGGACAAAGCUGUCAAGGUUUCUAAAAGGGAACUGGUAGAUUUGAUUGCAGAGUUGUUUGAUGAUGAAGAUUUUGAGAAUGAAAUUGAUAAAACACAUGAUGAGGAAAAUGAAGAAUUUCAUGCUUCACAGACAGUUGAAGUUGUGGAAGGAGAAAGCAAUGUUUACAUUUUGAUAGACAGCAAGCAAAUUCCCCUAUUGCAACAACAAAUGGCACAGCAUGUUCAAAUGCUGACUCAAAAUUUCAUACUCACUUAUAAACAUCCUGAACUGCAUCAGUUAUCUGUAAAAUUGAAGGAAUAUCUGUUGAAUAUAAAGUUUCUUGGUGAUGGAAAGGAAAAUUCAUUUUUUCAUGCCAUCAAUUUGUCAACAUCUUUGGAACUUCUAGACUAUUGGGAACAGUUAUGGGCUACUGAUAGUGAUGAAGUCAAGAAAAUGAAUAUGCAUAUAGAGCAGACCAUAGCUAGAUCCAUUCAUUGUCACCGAACUGGAACUGAGUUCAUAGUUACAUUUCCAUCACUGAUUUUGGAAACGAUUUCUAAAAGUAGUGCCUUUGUUUACCCUUCACUUUUACCGAAAAUACCAUUCAAGACACCAAAAAUAGCUGUUAAACAAUGCACCUACUACACAGAAUCAGAAGAUCACUUGAUUUCUAUGGGUCUGGAACAAUUCGUGCCGAUAGUAACAAGAGAAAAAAGAUUUACCAAAAAUGGUUGGAGCCGUAAAACGGGUGUCCCUGUAUGCGACCUCAUCCAUGAACACAUGUUGACGUACCGGGAAUCCAGGAAAAUUCUCGUCCAUGUGAAUUAUGCCAAGCACAAUAGGUGUGCUAACAAUCCCAUCAAACACUAUUUUCAGUUCGGCAGAUCCUUACCUUUCACCCACUACGUAACCCCUCUGGGGCAAUUAUUGCCCCCUUGUAGAAGGUCCCCUGAAGAAUUGCCUCAUCAGUGGAAACAAUUUAUUCAUCCUAAAUUGGAUAUUUCUUCAACAAAUUCGAGACCUGUAAAUGCUGUUGUACCUAUCCAGAUUGAACAAUAUUGUUUGCCAGGGUCAGGACUAUAUCCUUUCAUAUUGCCAAAACAGUUGCCAGUUUAUCCAUCUACUGGUGCCUCAUCAGGCAAAAGGAAAAGCCCUAGAUUGGCCAAACGAAGAUAUCCAAAUACUAAAUUGAACAGAAAUGUGAAUGUUGAUCCUAUCACUAAAUUUGUUGCAAUUCUCAGUAGGCCUUCACAAAUUAGCAAGAUACUGCAACUUUAUUCUCCUCUUUCAACUCCAGAGAAUUCACCAAAAAAGUUGCAUAGUUCUGAAAAGGAAACUGUAAAAGUAAUGAAUAAUAUAACAGUUGGUAGAGAAGAUCAUACAAGUCAAAUUCCCACAAUAUUUCCAAGUAUGCCAAUGUUAGGGACCCCAGUAAAAAAUCAGAAUGAUUUGACUACACAAGAAGUGGAAUUGAAUCUGGGUAAAAGAAUUGUUAAUCAAGACCCUCCAAUGAUGAGCAGCAAAAGUUUUCACCAAGAGGAAAUUGAAAAUGAGAUGGAGAUUUGUGAAAAACCUGACCAGUCCACUGGGUGCACUGUGAACAAAAAAUCAAUAGAGGAAACAACAGGAAAAGAUAAUGUGAGUGAUUUGAAUGCUUUAAUGGUGGCCAGUUCAACUGUUAAAAACACAAUUAAAAAAGAACCAUCUGGUGCAGAGAAAAGGAAAAUGAAGUUGAAGAAAGAGUAUCUUGCAAAUAUUACUCUUGCCACUCCAGAGGAUGCUGUUACUGAGAAGCAGAAGAAUGAAGACUUUGCUUUGGCAUACUAUGAUAAGAUGAGAGAAAAGCUAGAAAUAGAAGAUUACCGCAAAAUUAUCGUCAUCCUCAAUGAUCACGACAAAGGAGAUGCCGUGGAUCUAUACAAAAAAAUCGAGGUCAUCCUUAGACCCAAAUACGUGGAACUGGCAGACGAAUUUCUCUUGUUUCUGAGAGCCAAAGAAGCGGCGGCCGUGGAUCGUCUGGUACCGUGGAUCAGAAUGAACAAUCGAGCCAAGUUUUUGAAAAAACUGGAAAUCUACUUCAAGGACCAGCCAUCGCAAUUGAAGAAGGUCUACACGUGCUUGACGGAACUUUCGCAGACCCAAAAUCACUCCAGCGAAAAAAUCAAGAGCAGUCUCUUGCCAAUGUUCAAGGGCAACUCCUUGUUGAGCGAUUUGUUCUUGCAGAAUUUCCUAGACGAACCUCCUCCACCAAGUUUGUUGGAGGGGCCCUACGAAACUAUCGACAUCGCCAAAGAAAUGUCGAAGAGCAUGGACGAAGAGGAAUUCGAGACUGUCACCGUACCUGACGUCGAAGACAAAUAUGGGGGCCCAACGUGUAUUUGCACUUGUCACGAAAUUGAAGAUCCCGAAUUCCAAUCCAGAUAUCGGCACUGUUUCAAAUGUGGGACGAAGUUUGUAAACGGUAGGGUCUUUAUUCAAUCGGGAAAAUGUCUGCGUCCUGCUUCAGUUUCAUUCCUAACUAAUCCUAAUGUGGAUCACAAUAUUAGGCUGAUGGGGAAGUCCUCGAAUGUUAUCCAGAAAAAGAAACGUUCAGACAGUAGUCCAUCCAAACAGACUGCUUCUUCGUCAAAGGAAAUCGUGGAUGAUGAAACCGACGACGACCUGGACGGCAAAAGAAAACCGAAAAAGAAGCCCCCGAAACGGCCGAAAAAGCAACCAGAAAAAUCCCCCGACCCUGCCAAACAGCCCUCCCUACCCACCAAGCCACGACCUCGGACCUCCAGUCUCGCCAAGGAUUCCAAACCGGCGGCGAAGAGGAAGCCCGGCGCCGGCAAAAAGCCGCCGGACGACCGCAAGCCGGAAAAGACCGAGACCGAGACGGAGGAGGAAAGGGGGGCGAGCUCAGAGGCGAGCAAGCCGGGGGCCACCGAGGGUCAGCAGAAGCGGCCGGCGGACGAUUCGCUGGAGUGGGGGGAGCACAGCACGGCGGGGGAGUCUUCGGGAGAGGUGAAGCCCGGCAGCCCCGACCAGCAGACCGCCGAAUCCGAGAGCGAAUUUUGUGAAGAAUCUUCUCAAGACAACUGCGAAUCGGACAGCAACUCCAGCGUGUCUUCUUUCACCAACCAGGAGCAAUCCUACAAGUUGUCGUCGUCUUGGAGGAGAGAAGAGGACAAGGUCAUCUUGGAAGUGUUCCAAAAGGAAAAUGACAAAGACAAUGCGUUCCGAAUUAUCGCGGGUGAACUCAAAAAUAGGACUGUGGACGAGAUUAAAUCGCGUUUCAAUGUGCUCAUGAAAUUGUUGAUGGAAACGAUCAGGCAUAACUGAAGUGCAAAUAAUGGAAUUUUC
Messenger RNA from Phaedon cochleariae (mustard beetle), 4414 nucleotides. NCBI's taxonomy places the organism in Eukaryota, Metazoa, Arthropoda, Insecta, Coleoptera, Chrysomelidae. The record is from the annotation of a GenBank genome assembly.